AUGGUGGCGAUGAACUCGAUGGAGUUGCUGAUCCCUAAAUUAAGGUUGGGAGAAUGCCACUCCAAAUCCCAACUAUUAGCACUAUCCUCAUCAUGUAUUGCAAAGCAGCAGCCACCGCGUGCAUUGAUGUGUAGAGCAUCAGCGGCGGAAUCCAAUGCGACGGCGCUGGAGCAGACUGGAGGGAAGAUGGUGGUGGAGCUGGUGGGAGCCUUCAACCAGCUGACCCAGAAGAUCAACGUCUUGUCCAGCAGCUCCUCUCGCUUGCUCUUCAAGUCUCUCAAGCUCUCCAUUCCCAUCCUGCAGGCCUUGCCUCUCGCUCCUGAUGGCCGCUCUCCUCUUUCUAAGGCCUUGUCUCUCGCUUUCCUUCUCGCCACUCUCCAGAUGGAUGCAGAAGUUAUUUCGGCUGGCUUACUCACCCCAGUUCUGGAGGCAGGUGCCAUUUCCAUCUAUCAAGUCAGAGAUCGUAUUGGUACUGGCACUGCCCAUCUUUUGCAUGAAAGCAUGCGCUUGAAGAAUAUCCCUUCCAAAGUCGAAGUUUUGGAUGAUGAUAGUGCGGCUGCCCUAAGAAAAUUCUGCCUUACCUUCUAUGACAUCAGGGCUCUCAUUUUGGACCUCGCUCUCAAGCUUGAUACGAUGAGGCAUCUUGAUUACCUUCCAAGAUAUCAACAACAAAUGCUCUCUCUUGAGGUUUUGAAGAUAUAUGCCCCCUUAGCUCAUGCUGUGGGAACCAACCACUUGUCCCUCGAGCUUGAAGAUCUCUCCUUUCGUUAUCUCUUUCCUUAUUCAUACCUGUAUGUCGAUACAUGGCUAAGAAGCCACCAGCCUGGAAAUAAGCCUCUAAUUGACAUAUACAAGGAACAGCUGCUCCAAACUUUAAAAGCUGAUCCUAUCUUAGCUGACAUGGUUGAUGAUGUCGCUGUUAAGGGCCGCUAUAAAAGUCGGUACAGCACAAUGAAGAAGCUUGUGAGAGAUGGCCGUAAGCCAGAAGAAGUAAAUGAUGUUCUAGGAUUGCGAGUCAUAUUGAAUUCUAGGUCUGGCAUAGACAUGUCACAAGUAGGUGAAAGAGCAUGCUACAGGACUCGUGAAAUCAUUCAAUCACUAUGGAAAGAAAUGCCUCACAGAACAAAAGACUAUAUUGCGAGGCCCAAAGCAAAUGGAUAUAAGAGCUUACAUAUGGCAGUUGAUGUGAGUGACAAUGGAAUGAGUAGACCACUUAUGGAAAUACAAAUACGCACUACUGAAAUGGACAUGUUGGCCACAGCUGGAACUGCAUCCCAUUCACUGUACAAGGGUGGACUAACUGAUCCAGAAGAGGCAAAGAGACUUAAGGCCAUAAUGAUUGCUGCAGCUGAACUUGCAGCACUGCGGCUUAAAGAUUUUCCAUCCACAAAUCAUAAAGGCCUUGAGUUUGGUCAGAGAGAUGAAGUAUUCCGCCUUCUUGACAAGAAUGGUGAUGGUAAGAUUAGCAUUGAAGAACUAAUGGAAGUUAUGGAAGAGCUUGGAGCACCAGGGGAAGAUGCCCGAGAGAUGAUGCAGCUCCUCGAUUCAAACAGUGAUGGUUCUCUAAGUUCUGAUGAAUUUGGUUUGUUUCAAAAACAGGUUGAAUUUAUGCGCAAUUUAGAGGACAGAGAUGUCCAAUACAAGACCAUGCUCAAUGACAAGCUCCAAGUAGCAGACAACAGUGGCUUGAUUCAGGUAUACAGCAAAGAAUUUGGUGACAGGCUAGUAAAUUAGAUUUGAUUGACACUUGAUUGAUUGUUGUCAUGUAUAUACUAUAUAGUGAAUCACCCUGUAGCAUAACAAACUAGAACUUUUGAUUUCUCUAAAAUUGUAGUAUUUCAGGAAAAGAGGAAAAGAAAAGCCGUAUAUUGCAUGAAUGCUGUGCAUAGAAUAGCCUCUUGUUUAUUCCCUUUGGAUGGUUGGAGCAUCAAUUAUAAACAACAAACAAUAGAAAAAUAAAAUGUUGAGGGAGGGGGAGAGGCGACAAAUGUUUUCCUUGAUAACAUGGUCAGAUGUUACAUGAUUACGUCAUCAACAAUCAAAAGUAAGAUAGAGAUAAGCUGAUAGUGGAUGUGAAAAGUAAGCAUUUGAUGAUGGAUCAACUUCUUCCGCUCUUUCAUCACCACCCAAACUCUAAAGUCAUUGUUGUCGUUCAGUAAAAUUCUGGGAUCAGUAGCCAUUAUUUGGACAGCAAGCCAACCCUGCUCAGCUCUCCUUACCCCUGUUAACAUGUCUAACCUUUUGUGGAAUCAUUUCUUUCGGAAGAAGUUACACCAAUACUCAAUAGCAUGCCGGAGAUUUUUGCUUUCUCCAACAAAAAUUUGAGAUUAGUGCCACCUUAUUGCUGCAGUCGCAUAAGACAAGGAUGGAAAAAGGUAUAGAUGAUGGACCUGUACGUUGUCUACCAUGAGCAUGACAUAUUGGAUUGAUUUUGGUAUCAGCAUUGGAACUGCAUAUGGUAGUGUUUUAUCAUGAACAAGAAAUAAUUAUGAGCUGGCUUGAUCCUCUUCUCCCUCUUUCCAUGCUACAGUAUAACCUUUUACAGAAAGCUCACACUGAAAAACAUAAGCCUUGAACUAGGCUAUAUAUAUAUAAAAGAGAGGAUUGCAGUUUAUUUAUGUAAACUGAGCUAAACUUGCUCAAUGUUCAUUCAAUUGGGGGGGCAAAUCUCCAUUCAUCAGAAGAGAGGAGAGCUUCUCCUUCAACAAGGGAAAUAGCCAAAUAGGCAGAGUUUAACUGAUGAAAUGUGAUUUUAUAUUCAAUUAUCAAUAUCUAUGAACAUGCAGAAAGCAGCAGCACUGUCUGGAUUACAUUAAAAGACUAGACUGCUGCUUCUGCUUGUAACUGCCAACACAACAUAUCUGCACUUUGGACAUAUGUGCUUAUAGUUAUUUACUUUAGUUUAGGUCUCCCUUUUUCCCCAAAAAGCUAUAAAACAAAAAGAAAAUGCUACUGUAAAUAAACAAAAAAAAAACAUU
Molecule: messenger RNA, 2978 nt
Organism: Theobroma umbraticum
Lineage: Eukaryota; Viridiplantae; Streptophyta; Magnoliopsida; Malvales; Malvaceae
Gene: CRSH
Product: Ca2+-activated RelA/spot-like protein
Biological process (GO): guanosine tetraphosphate metabolic process
Molecular function (GO): calcium ion binding
Source: RefSeq, a predicted model, not a curated record